UCCGGACUAGUCAGGCAUCUGUCGUAAUAUCAUUUCGGAAUGUUUUCGUCGUCCAACCGCAAGAUUCCCGCUUCUUUACCGAAAUUCAUAAGAUAUGCCCUGGGACCAAAGAAAAGAGCCUCUGACAAGAUCCCAGUCCAGUUGCUAAGAAACUUCCCAGGCACUGGAGUCAAAGGUGAGAUCAUCAGAGUGAAGCCUGCGUUCAUGAGAAAUUACUUGCACCACCAAAAUGGUGCUGCUUAUAUUACCAAAGACCAGGGCCCUCGUAUACCUGUGGUAGAAAAGCCUACUAAGGUUGAAGUAGUUGCCAAGGCAGAAAACCCUGUAGUUGUCGAAGCAGUCAAGACAAAGUCGAAGGCUUCUGCUGGUGCAAUGUCGUUAGAUGAAUUGUCUACCUUAUUUACUACCAUGAGAUCUAAGAGAAGUGCAGCUUCUAGUGCUUCUGCAAGUGACUCUACUUUCGAGGCCUCAACCGCAUCCGAGGAUGCAGCCUUCACUUUGGCAGAAUUAAAGGGAGCCAUUCCUGCUGUCUACACUCUCCAAUUGAGUGAUAGCAUCGCCUUGCCUAUAGGGAAGAGCACGUUGGCAUCCAUAAUCUUCAACUUGUCUGGUGUUCAAGUUCCUCAGACAGCACUCAGCAUUUCUGAAACUGGAAAGAAGGCUGGUUUGGAUGCCAUCCCUGCCAUUGGUGACUACACAUUAUCCAUCACUAACUCAGCCGAAAAGGCUACUGUCUCCAAGACCAUCCGUGUUGUAGCAUAGAUAGUCAUAGUCUGUACAUAGUUGUAAAUAACUGAAUUAACUGCAAAUAGCAA
This is a messenger RNA of Scheffersomyces stipitis CBS 6054, 815 nucleotides long. RefSeq names its product mitochondrial 54S ribosomal protein MRPL50. Gene Ontology annotation, biological process: translation. The record is from RefSeq and is a predicted model, not a curated record. The transcript has a single exon. NCBI's taxonomy places the organism in Eukaryota, Fungi, Ascomycota, Pichiomycetes, Serinales, Debaryomycetaceae. Gene Ontology annotation, molecular function: structural constituent of ribosome. The coding region runs from base 40 to 762 and encodes 240 amino acids. Gene Ontology annotation, cellular component: mitochondrion; ribosome.